AUGUGGGGGGCGGCGGCGUUUGAGGCGGUGGUGGCGUGUGUGGUGAACGAUGGGGAGGGGCGGCAUGUGGAGCAGACGCUGCUGCGCCGUGAUUCUCUUGAAGCGCUCGUGUGGUUUGUGCGCGGGGCUGCCAAGACUCCCUCCUUCACCGCCCUCUUUGAGCCUCUGCUGCGACUUGUCACCAAGUCGCCAACACUGAACGCGGCGCUGUCAGUGGGAGGGCUGGGCGACCUGCUCGUGGCUCGCCUGGACGACCCCCAGCUGGAGCCCGCCGUGCGACUCAACCUGCUCAAGCUGCUCAAGGCGGUAUACGAGCAGCACCCAUACCCCAAGGGGCUGUGCGUUCCAGACGAGCUGCCGGGGAAGCUGCAGCGGCUGACAGAGGAGCGGCGCAUUGCAGGCGGGCAGCAGGUGCUGGUGAGGCAGAUGGCCUCGGCGCUGCUCAAAGGACUGCACUUCGGCCCACCCAGAUAA
Molecule: messenger RNA, 474 nt
Organism: Closterium sp. Yama58-4
Lineage: Eukaryota; Viridiplantae; Streptophyta; Zygnematophyceae; Desmidiales; Closteriaceae
Source: the annotation of a GenBank genome assembly